Messenger RNA from Pomacea canaliculata, 4994 nucleotides. RefSeq lists its product as uncharacterized. Lineage: Eukaryota; Metazoa; Mollusca; Gastropoda; Architaenioglossa; Ampullariidae. The transcript has 13 exons. Bases 911 to 2548 code for a protein of 545 amino acids. The record is from RefSeq and is a predicted model, not a curated record.
AGCUGGGUUGUUCUAGUUUUAGCUGUCAGACGAAACUGAAGGAGAUACGCAUGCAUCGGUUAGUUUGAUAUCUACAGCAAUGAUACAUCAGUAUUUAGAGCGGACAACAACGAGUUCUUUGUUCAAUCUGAGUCAAGGGAUCAGCUUUAAAUUGAUGUUAUAAAUGACUCAUCCCUCUUGAAAAGGCAAGAUACAAUAGUUUCGGUUUCAGUGCUUCCUGGCAGUAUUUGACAGACCAGAAAAGAUGUUUCUGCUGCACAAUGUGGUGUAGUUCAGUGCUGACUCGAUGUGAAUGUGCUAUGAUCACCAGGUAGUCUGACUGUCGCCAGCAGAUAUUAAAAUUUCUUGCGUGCCAAGACAACAUUCAUCGACUGACCUAGUAAUAGCUCCCGAGAGGCCGGUCGCUCACGUACGGACAUUAGCUGCAAAACUGAGGCUUUCAAGACACAACUGAAAAUGGCCGGCGUCCUCGCCUCCUUCUCACCUGGUUUCCUCCGUUUUAAUCAUCUUCCUUCAGUUUUACUACACUCCGCCAUUAUUUUGUUCUGUAGUUGCACGUCUACUGCUUCAGCUCAAGACGGCAAGAUGAAGUGUACACCCAUGUCAGUGGUGCGUCUUGAGGACACAACUCUGACAUGUCAUUUCCCCGAGGACCUCAGUGUCACCAAGAAAGACUUCACAGUCUACCAUUAUAUCAAGGGUGGCUCUCCAGAUGCUGUUGUCGACUGUUGGUGGGUCCGUGGCGAAGUAGGAUGUGCUGUGAAAAAGGGCUUUGAAUACAACAAGAUUGUAACGACAAACCUUACAAUUACACUGAGAAGUGUGACACCAGAACUUACUGGCACAUACGCUUGUCAAGUGGCUGGAUAUGGACCUGAGUCUUUAGAAACUUGCGAGGUUGAACUCGAUAAUGCGUGCACUAUCACAUAUGAGACGUCUGGCAGUGGAGCAAACGUCACAUGUUCCUUCAAAGAAGAUAUUCAAGCGACAAGCAGAAACUUUUCUGUUUACAAACUCACUGGCUUUGCAAAACAAGCAGGCGGUAGCAGAGUGCUUUUGGAAGGAGAGACAGCCACAAUGUUGGGCCGAAAAUGGCUACAUCUUUGACUAUUCGCACCUUACUCUGUGGAUACCAGAAGUGACGAGCGAGAAAGACGGCAAUUACUCCUGUUGGCACGCCACCUCUAACGCCGAAGAGCAGAAAACGUGUUUGCUUGACGUCACUGGCAAAGGUUUGCUAAUGGAAUACACGGUCCAACGUGCUGAUCAGCUGGAUAACACGGCUUUAGCUGUAGGACUCACACUGCCAAUAUUGGCUUUACUAGCAACUGCAACCGUCCUCAUUGUUAAAAAUAAAAAAAAAGUUCUGUCUUGGAUUUCUACCUGUAGACACCGUGAGGAGGAACCAGAGGGUGCAAAGGAGGAUGUAUCGUUGACCAACGAUCCUGACUACCAGAUGAUCACAAAGCGGUUUCAGGAGUACCUGGAAAGUCAAACACAAUCAAUGUUUCCGAACAUGCUUCAAAAACACAGCUUCUACUUCGUGCCUCCAGUCUACUUUAACAAAACUCGAUACAGAAAAGAGAUUUACUAUGGUCAAGCCGUUUUUGUCCCUGAACCAGUUGACGCGAAGGACGUCAGAUACGACCAAGCCAUGCUCCACGUCUUCACCUGCUUACAUGACAUGGCGAAACAUGACAAGAAAAACAUGUUUGUCCUGACACAAUUCAAAUACGACGACUACUUAAAGAACCUGGGCAGUGAGUUUCAGAGACAUCGCCUGCCCGUUCCUGCAGGUUUUACUGAAGAGAACCAAAAUAUCCAAUGCUUCGAUCUUAUGAUCGUUCAUCGCCACCAUGGUGUGUUGGUUGGCGUGGUCAAAGCUGUCGGUGACAAAGUAAUUCAAGAUGAUCAGCAACCGCUCAAUGAUAUGAUUGUCAAGGAAGUUACUGACGCUGUUAAACAGCUAAAGAAGGGAGCUGACAUGAUAAAACAUCUUAUGUCAGAUCAAGAACAAAGUCCCAGAGUUUGCCAGACCUUGAUGCUACCCAACAUGGCCAGAACAACACUCCAGCGUGUUAUCGCUGAUCAACCAGGUCUGGUUCAGGGCAUGCGUGAGUGUUUGGGUAAGAAUGAAGUAAGCGACCCCACUGAACUCUGCCUGUGUGCUGAGGAUCUGGAAAAUCCCCGUAUGCUCAGUGAUGUGAUUAGCAGAAUGCUGACAUCUAACAACACAGAGGAUGGUGUCCCUAUGACUGAUGAACUGUAUAUCAGAAUAUUAUCCAGGUUUUGCGGACCGGCAACGCAAUCAGCCCUAGAAGGUCAAUGUCAGAGUAUGUAUCUGCCCAAAACUCAAGUAGAAGCCGUGUCCGUAACAGGAGACUUGUAUCGUCGUCCGAUAUUGUCUGAAGAUAUGUUAGAUUUACUUACGAAAGAAAGGCUGUUUCUGGUUGGCCCACCCAACACUGCUACUGAGGCUGGCUGGAGAGAGCUGGCGAGCAAGAGGUCACGAUGUUUUUGUUGUCAGCGGACCCUCUGGUUCACGUGACUGGGCAUUCCUCAACCAGUCGACACAAAACAUUGAAGGGUCACGUAGCAACAUUGCUUCACCUGGCUCAGUCGUACAAAUUAACUGCAAUUUUAAUAGCAAGCCUGAGAUGGAAAUGAGACUAAGCACGUUGAUCAAUAACAAAGGAGAGAACCCUUUGUGUGUGGUUUCUGACGAUGUAGACAGUAUAGGCUCCUGUUUCAAACUAUUCUGCGAGAAACUAAGACAGCAGUGUCCAGAUCUUCUCCUGUGGGCCACAAGCAGCUCUGAGAACAAUGUACCAGGCGGCUGGGAGGUCAAGACCUUCACUCAGACCCUCAACUGUCCACCUGCAGUAGCCAGAGAAGCAUCACGUGCAGGAGCCAACUAUGUUGUUUCUUCUCCUCGAAACCAAGCACCUUGCUUCCUGUCUCCUACAGACGGCCCGGAAGUUGAAUACAUUCACCACAAAAAGGGGAGGGCAUUAACUAUCCAUAACUGUACUGACUGUGGUCGGAUAGUGGCUCAGACUCUCCUACAAAAAUUCAUAAUUAGAAAAGACAUAAGUGUGCCUACAGACGAGGAGACUAUGUCAGCAAGUAAGCCCUUUAUGUCAGGUGAAGAGGAGUCUGUGACCUCAAAGGGUUCCGUCCUUGGAUUCAAAGACCUGCUGGUCCUGUAUGAAGACAGAAGACAACCGCUGAUUGACGGACUGAAAUCAUCAGGUAUCCCAGUAGGCAAUUUACAGGCUGAAGGAAGAAAUGAAGUUUUUGACGAGGAAAACGACUUUGCAUGUGUCCUGCACAUUGAUCAGCUGACAACCUACAGACCCCGCAGAAAGAUUGUGGUGUACGUGGAAGACAAAAAAUCCCCUCGGGAUCCUCGCAAGAAAUGGCGGGGGAUCACAAGCUGCACAUCACAGUUGAUUGUAAUGAAAUGGAAUCCGUAAUAACAAGUAUUAGUUUGUUUUCUAUUUUUUUUUUCACUUCCUUUUCUUUUUAAAUCUGAUUGUGUGUUUACAUUCCAGAUGAUGAUGAUGAGUAGGAAUUUAUAAAGCACUAUAUCUCAGCAAAGAGCGGACACAUUUUUUCUGAACAAAUGACAACAAAAUUUAACAAAAAUGGAGAACAAAGAACAACCUGAGAACUCGCUGCACUCCAGCAGCAAAGAUAUAAUUCAAUAAGAUAUAAUUCAGUUACUUUUUCCACAUACAAUAUAUGUUUAUCAAAAUCGUUUUUUCUCCUGUUGCGCGGUUGUCUCCACUUCCUACAUGGAACAGAUCCCCUUUCGUUCGUGUAGCUCAGUGUCAACUGUUUUCUCCCCUAACCAAGUAUAUUUUCAAAGAAUGAGUGUUCUUCUAGUGGCGCAAGUAGAGAAUUUAUCCAACUGUUUUCCUGUUGACACCGUUCUGUUCAUAAUUAGGUUCAUUGUACCAGGAGUACACACAUUUGAAUAUUAGUAAAAACACUGAGCUUUAAAGGUUCUCGCACGGCUCAGGAAAAUAGGGUUUCUUAAUCCAUUCUGUCUAAAUUGUUUCUGUUCCAUCAGUCUAUUGUCCUACUGGCAAUUUCCCAGCUAAGAUUUAUUAUCAGCUGAUAAUAAAUUCUUAUUGCAGAUAAAGCUAUACAUGAGGUUCAUUCUCAUCAGUUGUCAGAUUUUUAUCAGUGAAAUAGCAUGCGUGAUUGCGACUUGUUAAAAAUUAUUUUCUUCAAUGUCUAGAAGUAUCAUAUCACCUAUGUUAGUGUACACAAUACGGACACAAGUCUAUGUAAAUUUUAGUCUUGGUUUUCUACAACUGUAUUUUUCCAGUUAAAUUUAAAGUGAUUUGUGUUUUCAAAACUGCCAAAGCAAUUUGUAUCUGCUGUGUAUAAAAUUUUACCUUGUAAGCUCAGACCAUAUGGAUGCUCUAAUUUUUGAGAAUUGAGAUCUUAAAUGGCUUUUAUCAGUUUACUUUACUUAUUUAUUUGUUUUCAUCCACUAACAAAACCUCUCCACAAUUUUUUUGAGGUUUGCUAAGAAAUGUUACCACGUAGCAUUUUAUGACCAAUCAUGUACAGUGGGCAUGUGAUGAAAGUUAGUCACAAAAUGUUUAAGUCAGUUGUUUUCAAAUAUUACUUAUUUUCCCGUUUUGAUUUUUUAUAUAAAUCGAUAUACUACAGUAAGAUAAUCCAAUAUUUCCCCAAAGAGUAUGCAUUUAAUGUUUAUACUUUUAUAUUUAAGUACAUUUUUUUCAGUGUUUUCUUACUGACAAGUGUGAACUGCAUUUAUAUGGCAUAUGCAUUAUCUACAUUUCUUUCUAUUUCAAGCAACAAUCAACAUUCAUUUCUCUUCCUUUCGCUCAGCCUCUAAUUUUGAUGUCAGUUAAUCAACCAAUCAACAAAGUAUAAGGGCGAUCAUUUUAUUUAUACAGAAAUGUAUAAACAAAUUGAAAAAGUGUGUGAAUAAAAAGCUGGGCAAAACUCAGAGA